AUGUUCAACCGCCGCUACGGCAAGGUCAUGGCCGCUUGGGUAGCCUCGCCCGGGGCGAGCGACCGGGGCCAGAUUCCGAACCUAGUCCACUUCGUCUACGUGCUCGAGAAGCCGACGCAAGACCUCCGGUUCCGGUUCCAAGAGUACCUCUCCCUCUACGCGGCCAUGCACUACUGGGGCCCGGACAAGAUCUACCUCCACACCAACGCGCACCCCGACGCCCUCGCCCGCGCCGCCAGCGGGGCCUCGGAAAAUGGAGCCGCCUGA
Molecule: messenger RNA, 267 nt
Organism: Parascedosporium putredinis
Lineage: Eukaryota; Fungi; Ascomycota; Sordariomycetes; Microascales; Microascaceae
Source: the annotation of a GenBank genome assembly